CUUUGAUAUGUUGCGGGCAAAGCGGACAGAACCGGAAAGCCCAGUGGACGAGCCGUUUGACAUCGCUAAUCCUAGAACCCAAUCGGCAGCAAUCCACCCCGCGGCGGCGCCGACGAGCGUCCGCACGAGCCAAUCGCGCUCGAAUCCCCCAUCCCCAAAAGCGGCAGCGAGCUCGCUCACGAGCCCGUCGCGGCCGUGCCCCAAGCCGCGGGGGCUGGAAGUGGACACCCGCGUGGCGUCGCCCAACAGCAAGGCGGGGGGACCGACGCGCCUCGGCCGCCGCCGCUGCGCUCAUCCGUGACGCCGACGUCGGGAUGGAGGCCCGCGUCUGUGCUCGCAUCCUUCCUGCUCUUCCGCCUCCCCUCUGUGUCCCAUCGUGGUUGCUCCGUCCUCCGCGACCAAUCCUUCAUCGCGGCCUGGCCGCCGCGCCCUCCUCCCACCGGCCCUGCCUCCUCAACUUCUGGACGGGCGCCCCGACGCAGUGCGGCAUGCCUCUUCGUGCCCGCUACAAGCUUCCCACGGGGUUCCUCCCCGCCUGGGAUCUCUCGCUCGAGGGCUCCUUGCACGGUCUCUCCUCUGCUUCGAGGGCUCCGUCUUCCACGCCAUCGCCUGCAACUUGCUCACGCACAUGCCCUUUUGCCAUCGUUGUGAAUCUCCGGGAGGCACUGUGCCGUUACCGUCCCCAACUCGAUCAGGUGAGACAGGGGAGCCACCUGUUGCCACUCACCUUUGGUUCAAAUCGCCAGUUUGCAUCACAACUAAGAAGGCAUCUGGAUUCUCAGGGCAUCAUGCUUCCCAACUUGUUCUCAUGGAUGUACACAUCUAUUAGCCUCUCCAGUGAUACACACCUAAGUACCAUUACUGAUGCAGUGAUGCUGCUUCCACAUAUGUCGUGCAGGCUCCUUGCUCCCUGGUUCCAGAUCCGGGCGACGGUUGCUGCCUGGUUGACGCUGCAGGCGUAUGGAGCUUGCCGGCAAGGGUCUUCGGCUGCAGGUAGAGUGGUAGACUGCAGCUCAGCGGCCAUACCCUUUGCAAUUUGUUCAUACCAGGGCUUCAAUCGGCAUCACAGUUUUCGCAGAUCUCAGGUUUCAAGUCAGGUGGGUGCACAAAGCUGGACAAGUAGUAGAGCUAUGCAGAGUUUUAUAUUUUGUAUGGAUGUAGAAGGCCCAUGGAAUUUAGUUCUGCAUAAUCGCGACUUUGGUCUAUAACAAGUAGUUCAUUACAUGAUCGUUUAGUUCAGCAAUAUGUGCUUUUAUGCUAUGUGUAUAUGUGAAAUAAAAAUCCGGCUGUAGUAACUUUUGGAGGUGUACGUAUCCACCUUUUUGAUUGAAGUAAAUUUUGUUGCUGCUGAGAAA
This is a messenger RNA of Brachypodium distachyon (stiff brome), 1355 nucleotides long. RefSeq lists its product as uncharacterized. The coding region runs from base 315 to 1208 and encodes 297 amino acids. NCBI's taxonomy places the organism in Eukaryota, Viridiplantae, Streptophyta, Magnoliopsida, Poales, Poaceae. The record is from RefSeq and is a predicted model, not a curated record. The transcript is spliced from 6 exons.